Messenger RNA from Leptinotarsa decemlineata (Colorado potato beetle), 1067 nucleotides. RefSeq names its product adenylate kinase. The record is from RefSeq and is a predicted model, not a curated record. Gene Ontology annotation, molecular function: nucleobase-containing compound kinase activity; ATP binding. Gene Ontology annotation, biological process: nucleobase-containing compound metabolic process. Lineage: Eukaryota; Metazoa; Arthropoda; Insecta; Coleoptera; Chrysomelidae.
UCCUACUGCAAACUGUCAAUUUUGACAGAACUACUGUCACAAAAUUGAAGUUUUGACGUUAUCAACAUUGGUCGAAUAAACAUGGGUUCAACAUUAUCGUGUGUUGGGAGGGUUCCAUCAGCGGAAAGAGUGGAGUAUGAUUUGACUCCUCUGCAAAACAAAAAUCUACCGAUAAUAUGGAUGGCUGGACAGCAGAAUGUGGGUAAAAAAACUCAUGGAAACCUCAUAAAGGAAAAAUAUAGCUUCGAAAUUCUAAAUACUACGGAUUUAUUACGGCGAGAAGCAGAGAAAGAAACAAAAAGGGGAUUUCUUGUGAAGGCUGCCCUCGCGGCUGAUAAAAAUGUUAAUGACCGAAUAGUCAUCGACAUAUUGAAAGAAGCCCUUCUGGAAUCGAACAAUGACAAAGGAUUUGUGAUCAGCAACUUCCCGAAGAAUUCCAAGCAAGCUGAAUUAUUCAUGAAAGAGAUCGGAAAUGUUUCUUUCGUUUUCUACUUAUUCUCGGACACCACAAUUCUUAUCGACCGGGCGCAGAGAAGGUCUUCAGUUGAACUAGACGAAGAUACACUCCGCAGAAACAUUGCUUCUUCGUCUCGGGAUAUCAAAGCUGGUCUAGGAAAAUUCAUCAUGAAAAUUGAGGGAAUCAAUACUAGUGGCAGACCCGAAGAAGUAUUUUCGAAAGUGGAAACUGCUCUCAUCCGUAGACUAAACACAAAUCGUCCUAUAGUAACAGAAACGGAUUAUGUACGACCACAAGAAGAAAACGAAGAGAGUGAACAAGAAGUUAACGAAGAAAUGACAGAAAUUGGUCAUGAGAGCAAGAUGGAACAGGUACCACUGGCUGAACCGGAACAGGUACCUUUGCCUGAACCGGAACAGGCACCACUGUCUGAACCAGAACAGAUACCACUCCCUGAAUCGGAAUCGAUAAUAGAAAAGGAUGAAGAGAGUUCUGUAACCUCCGAUUCGGAUUUAUUCUGACAGACAUAUCCUCAAUUGAGCAACCGAUUUUCAUAAUAGACAUAUCCGUUACAUGUAACAAACGAAUAUAAUUUUAAUUUAUCACAAAA